AUGACUUAUGGUGAUUUUCCUUUCACACCAUUUAUAGUACCAGAAACUAGAGACCAGCCAGCAGGUACAAAAAUGGAUGGGUCAGUGUUUCGGCAGGUGCAGUCACCUGACAGCAUUGUACAAAACUUGCCCGACAACUCUCCUAGACUUCGUUCUCAACGUAAUUUGUCUGUGAUGCUGCCUGCAAGUCGUGGCACACCUCACCAGCCAACAGUGUUCAUGAACACAAGCUCAGUGAGCCUCACAGAAGAGUACAGAGUGCCCAGCCUGCCCAGUGAGCCUCUGCCACGUCACCUGACUCGCCGGCAGCAACCCUCCAUGUCAACGCGCCCGACUCCUCAGCAGCGGGCAUCACAUGAGCCACAAAACGAGGGCCUCUCCCCUAAAGAUAUACUAGCCAAGACAAUGGCCAAAGUCUGGUUUGAAAGAAAUGCUGAAAAAGCUCAUGCUACACUUAAGAGCGCGCAAAUGGCAGCUCGCAUGAAAGAGUUGAGGAAACAACUUGAUUAUAUUGAUGACACAGAAUGGUAUUAUACGCCAAUAGAUGAACUGAUUGGUCAGUACUAAUGCUGUGAAUGUUUAAAUUAGCAUCUUUUAUGUCAUUUACUACACGUCAUUGAAUUUGUUUGGUGAAUGUAGUUUCAUAUAAAAUUUGUAAAUAAAACAUUUUCCUUGGAGUGUCUCUAAGAUUAAUUUCUCUUUGCACAUAUUGUCAAAAGUAGUUGAAAGGAUAUUGAAUUUGUAACUGUUGCCAUAGUUUAUUAUGUUCACAUUAUUUGCUUAUCUCUGACCAGGUUGUUUAAGUGCGAAUUUCAGUAAAUCUUAUGCGUACAAAACAAGCUGCUGCCAAUAUUCACUAAGGCAGCAGCCAGAGAUAGCGAUCACCACAGACAGCAAUAACAACAUAAGAAGCAGCUACUUACGGGCAUUCUGCUUGACGGCAUAGGUUCUUACAUGGAAAUUCUAUAUUCUAAGUAUUAUAUCCUGAUCAUUCUUUUGAGACGGUUAGCCAGUAAAAUACUUUGAGAUGAACUUUUGAGAGCAACUUGAAUUGUUCUGAAAUUCAUAUAGGAUACAUAAUUUGCUAACAUUUUUUAACAGAAUCACUUCCAGAAAACUUCCACGCACUAUAAUGAUACUGGCCUACUGCUUCUCAUGUAGCAAUACUCAAUUAUUUUGAAUAAUAAGUCUGCUUUUUGCUGUGGAAUCUUUGCAACUUUUUCGUCACAUUUAGUUUAACAGUAAAUUGAAAUAAAUAAAUGAAUGAAUCUUUUGCUUACCUAACUAAAGUGCAUUGAUAUGCGUGAAAUGCACAUAUAUGGUGGCGUCUUUAUUUACUGUGAGGUGUAUAACACUUGGUAUAAUCUGUGACAUUAAGAGAUAAAUUUUAUGCUCGUGAGUGAACGCAUUAUAUGUGUAUUAUUACCAUGCUAUCUAGGUUUCAUUUGAAUAGAUUAAUUUUAUCCAUUUAUCCCAGCCUAUCACUAAUUUUUAUAUGUACGAUAAGACAGGCAUCGGUUUGUUGAUAAAAUUUAUAGAUAUGGAGAGUGGUUUGGAUACUCAACAUUAAUAAGUGUUUUGAGGAAAAGUUGCGAACAAAUGUUGUGAUGACCUGGUCGAAUUUAGUAGAGCAGGAAAUGCAGCUCAUGUUGAAAUUUUUAAACCAAUUUGCAAUAAGUGUAACCAACCCGUAUGUAUGUGAUCAUUCAAUCGUUAGCUUGCUCAUAUAGACGAGGUUUUUGCGUUCAUGUUGUGAUGCGUCUAAAAGUGUUGAGUUCUAUUCAGCCAUCGCUGUGUGAGGUUAAAGCUCUUGUCCUCUAAAAGAUUAUCUUUACUGUAUAGCUAACUAAGGAUUCCUGAGAUAUUUGGAGUAUCGUCAAUUUCAUGCCAGUGUGCUGCUGCUAUGUACUGCCUAAGUAUUAGGUCGCCGAGUGUAUGAGGUUGCAGGUAAAUUCGUUAUGGAUUCUUGGACAGGAACUAAAAAGUUUCGUGGUUCAAUGCACCAUGACACUGGAUGAUGGCACUGAUGUUAUCGAUAAUCUGUAACUCUGUCAUUGAUUUAAAAUAUAUUAAUACAAUUUCUAGUGAUAUGCUUCGUUUAUUUACGGCACGAAUUCGCGAUUUUUAAUAUUAUCCCGAGACUAGCAAUUUAAAGGAAAUAAUGUCCAGAAAGUAAUCAAGUGUUGAUUAAUAUAAAAAGGGAUUAACUCGUUGACUAUGCGCAGGUAAAUAUUGAAUCAUUUGUUGCUCUGAUCCCAAGUAAACGUAAUGAUGGCUCAUA
Hyalella azteca is the source of this 2281-nucleotide messenger RNA. RefSeq lists its product as uncharacterized. The transcript has 3 exons. The record is from RefSeq and is a predicted model, not a curated record. NCBI's taxonomy places the organism in Eukaryota, Metazoa, Arthropoda, Malacostraca, Amphipoda, Hyalellidae. Bases 1 to 567 code for a protein of 188 amino acids.